This is a messenger RNA of Heterocephalus glaber (naked mole-rat), 3879 nucleotides long. It is a transcript of the gene Apba2, whose product is annotated as amyloid beta precursor protein binding family A member 2. Gene Ontology annotation, molecular function: amyloid-beta binding; protein binding. The record is from RefSeq and is a predicted model, not a curated record. Gene Ontology annotation, cellular component: plasma membrane; dendritic spine; cytoplasm. Gene Ontology annotation, biological process: chemical synaptic transmission. Lineage: Eukaryota; Metazoa; Chordata; Mammalia; Rodentia; Bathyergidae.
CAUUAGCAGUCGCCGUGUGCGGCUCGGCGCGGGCUCACAAAGAGCUGCGGCGGCGCCCGGCGCUUGGCCUCGCCGAAGGAGCCGCGCAACCCGCGCCGGAGCCAGAUACUCAGGAGUCUUUCUUUAUGAUAAGUUUCCGGAAGCAGAGUUGCUGGGCGAAACUUAAGGCUUUGGAUUGAGCUCCAGACACUUCUUCUGAAUAUUUAAACAUUGCUGCCUCCCGUGGGAGCGAACCACCUCUGAGUCCCGGAGUGUCCUGCGGACCCAGUGAGAGGCGUCUUGUGCCUGGAGAUUCCCGUGGCUGCCUGCAGGUGAUGAUGGCCGCCUGAGCAUCUGCCAUGGCCCACCGGAACCGCCAGAGCACUGCCAACAGCAUGCUUGACCACAGGGCCAGGCCAGGCCCCGUCCACCAUGGCCAGGAGCCCGAGAGUGAGGAUGCGGAGCUGCCCUUGGAGGGCUAUGGGCCCUCGGGCCUAGAGCUGGCCACCCUGAGGCCCGAGAGCCCCACGCCCGAGCAGCAGGAAUGCCACAACCACAGCCCUGACGGGGACUCCAGCUCUGACUAUGUGAACAACACCUCCGAGGAGGAGGACUAUGACGAGGGCCUCCCCGAAGAAGAGGAGGGCAUCACCUACUACAUCCGCUACUGUCCAGAGGAUGACAGCUACCUGGAGGGCAUGGACUGCAACGGGGAGGAGUACAUGGCCCACGCCCACGGCACGCACCCCGUGGACACUGACGAGUGCCAGGAGGCUGUGGAGGAGUGGACAGACUCGGCAGGCUUGCACCCCCACGGCCAUGGGGCUGAAGGCAGCCAAGACUACCCUGACGGCCACGUGCCCAUCCCGGAGGACGAGCCUUCCAUCCUGGAGGUCCAGGACCCGGAAGAAGGUGGCCACUACUGCUCCAGCAAAGAGGGCUACCAGGACUACUACCCCUCAGAGGCCAAUGGGAACGCGGGCAGUGCCUCCCCCUACCACCCAAGGCAUGGGGACGGGGACCUGGAGGACCAAGAGGAGGACAUCGACCAGAUCGUAGCCGAGAUCAAGAUGAGCUUGAGCAUGACCAGUAUCACCAGCGCCAGUGAGGCCAGCCCCGAGCACAUGCCCGACCUGGGGCCCGGGGACUCCACAGAGGCCUGCACCACCAGCGAGGCCAGCCGGGGGCCCAGCCUGCACGAGGCCAGGCCCAAGUCGCUGAACCUCCUUCCCGAGGCCAAGCACCCCGGAGACCCCCAGAGAGGCUUCAAGGCCAAGAUCAGGACGCCAGAAGAGAGACCAAAGUGGGCCCAGGAGCAGGUUUGCAAUGGCUUGGAGCAGCCCAGGAAGCAGCAGCGUUCAGAUCUUAAUGGACCCAUUGACAAUAACAACAUCUCCGAGACAAAGAAGGUGGCAUCAUUUCCAAGUUUUGUGGCUGUUCCAGGGCCCUGUGAGCCAGAAGACCUCAUCGAUGGGAUCAUCUUUGCUGCCAACUACCUGGGGUCCACCCAGCUGCUCUCUGAACGCAACCCCUCCAAAAACAUCCGCAUGAUGCAGGCACAGGAGGCCGUCAGCAGGGUCAAGAGGAUGCAAAAGGCUGCUAAAAUCAAGAAAAAAGCGAACUCCGAGGGGGACACCCAGACCCUGACAGAAGUGGACCUCUUCAUCUCCACGCAGAGGAUCAAAGUUUUAAAUGCAGACACACAGGAAACCAUGAUGGACCACGCCUUGCGUACCAUUUCUUACAUCGCGGAUAUCGGGAACAUCGUGGUGCUGAUGGCCAGACGCCGCAUGCCCCGGUCGGCCUCCCAAGACUGCAUCGAGACCACACCCGGGGCCCAGGAGGGGAAGAAGCAGUACAAGAUGAUCUGCCAUGUGUUCGAGUCGGAGGACGCCCAGCUCAUCGCCCAGUCCAUCGGGCAGGCCUUCAGUGUGGCCUACCAGGAGUUUCUGAGGGCCAACGGCAUCAACCCCGAAGACCUGAGCCAGAAGGAGUACAGCGACAUCAUCAACACCCAGGAGAUGUACAACGACGACCUCAUCCACUUCUCCAACUCGGAGAACUGCAAGGAGCUGCAGCUGGAGAAGCACAAGGGUGAGAUUCUGGGCGUGGUGGUCGUGGAGUCCGGCUGGGGCUCCAUCCUGCCCACCGUGAUUCUGGCAAACAUGAUGAACGGUGGGCCAGCAGCCCGCUCGGGGAAGCUGAGCAUCGGGGACCAGAUCAUGUCCAUCAACGGCACCAGCCUCGUGGGGCUGCCCCUGGCCACCUGCCAGGGUGUCAUCAAGGGCCUGAAGAACCAGACUCAGGUGAAGCUCAACAUCGUCAGCUGUCCCCCUGUCACCACAGUCCUCAUCAAGCGACCCGACCUCAAGUACCAGCUGGGCUUCAGUGUGCAGAACGGAAUCAUCUGCAGCCUCAUGAGAGGGGGCAUUGCUGAGCGGGGCGGCGUCCGUGUUGGCCAUCGCAUCAUCGAGAUCAACGGACAGAGUGUGGUGGCUACGGCUCACGAGAAGAUCGUCCAGGCUCUGUCCAACUCGGUCGGAGAGAUUCACAUGAAGACCAUGCCUGCCGCCAUGUUCAGGCUCCUCACGGGCCAGGAGACCCCGCUGUACAUCUAGGCCCACCCAGCCUCUGCCACGGAGCCAGGGACGCGAGGCAGGCCUGCCUGCCCAGAGCUGGAUGCCAGGACAGAGCCCCAAUCCCUGACCCACAGCCCAGCCAAGGACACUGGCUCCCCAAAGGACAUGCCCUCGCCACCCAUUUGGGGUUUUUUUUUUGUUUUUUGUUGGGGGGGGACUGCCAAAAAAGGGGUACGUCUUUAUCAACGGAGAGUCGCAGGAACAAAGCUUUGUAGAACAUGGAAGUAUUUUGCCACCUUCGGAACUUUUCUCAUUCACUGUGACUGACAAAGGGCGUUCGUGGGUCCCUGUGUGGUGUAGCGUGUGUCGCUCCUCCCCGAAGCUGCAGAGUGUGAGCGUGGGUGCCCACUCGUGCGGCCGUGAAGGGAGCACUGGGGACACAGCUGCAGGCGGUGGCAGUGGGUAGUGCCCUUCCACCCCCAUGGGUGGGACACCUGGAGUUCUGCGGUCCCCAAAGGACCCCCACAGCUGACUGACUCUGCCACUGCUUCCCCAGGAGCGCAGGCAAGUCCAGCUCCCAGGCUGUGACUUGUGUGUGGGCACAUGUGACUGAUUGUAUUUUCCUAGAAAGGAGAUGUUCCUGAGUUAAAUAAAGGUUCAUGGUCACAACAGCAAAACUCCAUAUUUAUUUAGAGAAUAUUACCACUCGGACUUUUAUUUUGGCAAGCUGUUCUUCAGAUCUUCUGGGUUUUCCAGUGACCAGUGACCAACACCUGCUUCUCCUGUCCCCACCUGUUCUCUGCAUCACCUGAGUCUCUGUGAGCUUUCUUGGCACCUGCCCUCCCCACUGCUGCUGCACCGCAGGGCUCCCCGCUGGGUGGGACAUGUUGCCGCUGCUGCCAGGAUGUGGACAGUGGCAUGGGCAUCUCUCCCUCUCUGAAGUCUGCACACACACACACACACACACACACAUGGCCUAAAAACUUGACCUCUGCCCUUUCUGAGGCCACCAGCUGUAAGCGCAAACUCCUUGGCAAGCCAGGUGCCCCUGCGAUGAGCAGUGUAGCGUGUGUGUGGAUCAUGGGACACAUCGUCUGGUUCAGUUCAUCAGAGAUCAAUGUUAACUGACAUCCUUUCGUCUGGAAGUCUCUUUUUUUGGCCCAGGCCUUGAAGAAUACACUGUGACUUAAGAAGCCUUACCACGCAGUAACUAAAGCUUUAGGAUUACUGUACUCGAGGAGUAACCUGUGUGUUGCAUGCUGCUGACCUUAGGACGACUUUGUGCAUAUCCACUAAUAAACCUGAAGUCAUGGAGAAACAA